CUUUGUGUCGGCCUGAACGAAAACUGUGCUUUGACCAUGAAAACUAAAUGACAAGCCCUAGCUACUGCAAUAUUUUAGUGUGUUUGUAGAUGGCCGAUUUGCAAUUUACUGUUGGCAGUGGCUAUAGGACAACAGGUGAGGAGUUGCAGAAGGAAAGUGUCAUGUGCCGACAUACUGACACAGGGAGCCACUGUUUAUGUUCAGUUACCAUGGACAGCUGACAAUAUCGACAUACGAAUAGUGAAAGAUCAUAGCUUACCAGUGCCAUAUUUCUAAGUGAAAAAAAUAAGUUGAUAUAGAUUUUUGGAGUCUUACACAGGUGGUUCUGAAUUAAAAACUGCAUGAUCCAAAGCCAUAAUAGGAAUAAUGGCAAAUUGGAACUGGCAUACAUUUUGUGGGCACUCUGAGAAUUUCACAGCAUGGACUGGCAAUGAUUUUGGUAAUUGCUUUGAGAAGGUGGUCAUAAUAUGUCCAGUGCAUGCACUUCUGGCCAUUGCAAGUACUUUCUACAUUGGACAGAGACAGAAACGAUUUUAUGGGAGUCAGCUUCAUGUUUCGUGGACAUGGUUCUUACUGUUACGAUUCUUGACAGUAUUUCUUUUGUUCCUUGCUCCAGUUUUACAACUGGUAUUUUCAGUAACAUUACUGAAAAACAGUGUAAGUUAUGUUGAUGCUGUUGACACAGGGAUUGUAUCAUUAUCGUGGCUGUUGCAUCUAGUUUUUAUAAGCAACUUGAGAUAUCUUCACAAUGUAAGCUUGCGUGGUCCGUUGAACAUGUUUGUGAUAUUUCUACUAACACUGGUAGCACUGUCUGUGCAUAUACGAACUGUUAUUUUACAGAGUAUGGAACUCUCUUCUAAUCGUGAUCUUUCCGAAGUGUAUACAUGCUUUAUAGUUCUCGGUCUUCAGGUUUUGUAUCUUAUUUCUUUGAUACCUAACAAAAACAGAAUAUACAGAACAGAUUUGUUUACAAGAAAUCUCAAUUAUGAUUCGCCAGAAACAGAAGUUAUAACAUGGGAUCAUAUCCAGUCAUAUAGUGGAGUCGACAGACCUGGAACUGUACUGAUGCAGAGACCAAGAGAAUGUGCAAACUGCUUGACGUUCAUAACAUUCCACUGGGUCCAGCCAAUGAUGAACAAGGGGUCAAAGGGCCAAAUCAACAGUGCAAAUGAUCUCUUUCAAUUACCAAACAGACUGAACACUGAUAAGAUUGACUUUGAGUUCACUGAGUUGUUACAAAGUAGAAGAGAUGUCUUAAAACAGAAAAAUGAUGAAAUUGAAACUCAGAAUCAUUUACCAGUGGAAAAUAUUAACGGAGAAGGUAUUGAUUCAGAAGUUUCAUUUAGAUCUAUGAACAGAGAGAGGGACAUGAACACAAAACAUGACAGUCUUUUAAGGGCCCUGAACUCUGCUUUUGGAGUCCAGUAUUAUUUGUUAGGAAUUUUGAAACUGCUUGCUGAUGGAUUUGGAUUUGCUGGCCCAAUCUUGCUCAACCUAUUGGUUGCAUACAUAGAAAACAAAACAGAAACUAACUUCCAUGGAUAUUUGUAUGCUCUAGGUCUAACUAUAUCAACAUUUCUUGGAACAAUUUGCUCAACCCAGUUUGACUAUAAUUCACAAAUAAUUGGAUUGAAAAUAAGAUGUGCGAUAAUUAGCACAGUGUAUAAGAAAGCGCUUGCUGUGAAUAGUGUCUCGGCAUCACGGUUCAGCACUGGUGAGAUCGUCAACUUCAUGAGUACAGACACGGACAGGAUUGUAAAUUUCUGUCCGAGUUUCCAUGCCUUCUGGAGUCUUCCAUUUCAGAUUGCCGUGUCACUGUACCUUCUUCACCAGCAGGUGGGCUUGGCAUUUCUCGCUGGCUUGGCAUUUGCUCUUAUUCUGGUGCCAAUUAACAGACAGCUUGCUGUGAAAAUUGGUGACCUUAGUCAGAAGAUGAUGCAGCAGAAAGAUUUAAGAGUAAAGGUUAUGGCUGAAGUAUUGGCUGGGAUUCGUGUUGUUAAGUUUUAUGCCUGGGAAGACCACUUUGUUGAGAAAAUAAAUAAGUUACGAGAUGCUGAAUUAAAAAGUCUAAAAGGAAGAAAGUACCUUGAUGCACUUUGUGUUUACUUUUGGGCAACAACUCCAGUGCUGAUAUCCAUAAUUACAUUCACAACCUUCGUCUUGAUGGGGAAUAAACUCACUGCAGCUAAAGUUUUUACCAGCCUGUCUUUGUUUCUGAUGCUCAUAGGACCUCUGAAUGCUUUUCCUUGGGUAAUAAACGGUCUGAUGGAGUCUUGGGUGUCUAUGAAAAGAGUUACGGCAUUCUUUCAGCUGGACAAUCUGGAUUUUGAACAGUAUUACUCACAGUCAACAUCAUACUCUGAUCCUUUGAUUGCUGUGUCAAAUGGAACAUUUUCCUGGCAGCAGCAAGGUGAAGCUAAGAGACCAGAGAGUUUAUCCAGUACACCCAGUCCUCAUCCCAAUACUCUUCAGCUGACCAACAUCUCACUGAAUAUUCAUAUGGGUCAGUUUGUUGGUGUUAUUGGGAAGGUUGGUUCUGGUAAGAGCUCCCUCCUAAGUGCGCUCCUGGCUGAGAUGACCAGGCUGACUGGGAAGGUGUCUGUUGGCUGCCAGGAGUCGGGCUUCGCUCUGGUCGCGCAGGAAGCCUGGAUUCAACAUGACACGAUUAGAAACAACAUCUUGUUCGGCAAGCCAUACAAUGCAGUGAAGUAUGAUUCACUGUUGGAGGCAUGUGCUUUGACUGAUGAUUUGAAGAUGUUACCAGCCGGGGACUGCACUGAAGUAGGUGAGAAUGGGGUCACUCUAAGUGGGGGACAGAAAGCUCGAAUAUCUCUGGCAAGGGCCAUCUAUCAGGACAAAGAGGUCUAUCUUCUGGAUGAUCCACUAGCAGCUGUGGAUGCCCAUGUUGCAAAUCAUCUUUACCACAAGUGCAUCAUGGGAUUGCUUAAAAACAAGACACGAAUCCUUUGCACUCACCACACAAAGUUUCUUUCCAAGGCAGAUCUGAUUUUGGUGAUGGAGGAUGGUAAAAUUGCUAAAGCUGGUCCUCCAGAAGAUAUACUGUCUUCAGUUAUAUUAAACUCUGAAAGUACUGUCCACCGAGGUUCUGUAGCUGAUGUUGAUGAGGAGUCUGUGUGUGUUGACGGUAUAGACAGCAGUGAUAAUCUGGUGGAAGAGGAACGCAAGGAAAAGGGCGUUGUCAACCUCCAUGUCUACAAGUCCUACUGGAAAGCUAUUGGAAUGUGUCUCUCUCCACUGAUCCUGCUUGCUUUGUUUUUCAUGCAAGCUUCACGAAAUAUAAAUGAUUGGUGGUUGUCCUACUGGAUCUCUCACAGUCACCAUGGUAACAGCACCAACACCACCUACAACCAGGAUUUCAUCUUCACCUUUCCCUCUAUACAGACUCCUCAUGGAAUGACUGCCAUUUCCUCAUCGAAUACCACAGAAGAUAGUGACAUAUCUUUCUAUCUCACUGUGUAUGGGUGUUUAGCUGGAGCUAACUCACUGUUCACUCUUAGCAGAGCCUUCCUGUUUGCUUUCGGAGGUAUCUGUGCUGCACAAGUCAUUCACAAGCACCUGCUAUCUUCUGUACUAAAGGCCCCUGUUUCAUUUUUUGACACAACGCCAAUAGGUCGGAUUAUCAACCGAUUCUCCUCCGACCUGUAUGCUGUUGACGAUUCUCUCCCUUUCAUCCUGAACAUCUUCCUGGCACAGGCGUACGGCAUUCUGGGAACUCUCGUUAUCACCUGCUAUGGGCUGCCGUACUUCACCAUUGUAUUAGUACCCCUGUCCCUACUGUAUUACAAGAUCCAGCAUUACUACCGCCACACAUCAAGAGAAAUUAAACGUAUUUCAAGUGUGACCCUGUCUCCUAUCUAUGCUCAUUUUUCUGAGACUCUCACAGGAUUAACAACGAUCAGAGCUUUGAGAGAAUCCAACAGAUUUGCAAAGGAGAAUUUAAAAAGACUUGACAUAAAUCAACGAGCCAUGUUUGCCAACAAGGCAGCUGCAAGGUGGUUGGAUUUCAGACUGCAGAUGCUGGGGGUUCUCAUGGUUACUGGAGUGGCUUUCAUUGCAGUGCUGGAGCACAAUUAUCGUGGUAUUGAUCCAGGUCUUGUAGGACUGGCAAUUUCUUACUCUCUGUCUAUCACCAAUCUGCUGGGUGGAGUUGUGAUGUCAUUCACAGAAACCGAGAAACAGCUUGUUAGUGUGGAGAGGACCCAGGAAUACAUUGAGGAUGUACCCAGUGAACAGUGGGAUGGGAGUAUUUUUGUUCAUCCUCAGUGGCCACAACACGGAAAGGUUUGUUUUCGUGAAGUGAUGAUGAGGUACAGACCAAAUCUACAAAAUGCUUUGGAUGUUGUCAACUUUGAGACUGAGCCAGCUGAGAAGAUAGGAAUUGUGGGAAGAACUGGGUCGGGAAAGUCCAGUUUGUUUUUAGUCUUGUUUCGGAUGGUGGAGAUCCAGUCAGGGGAGAUAAGUCUUGAUGGGGUGAACCUUGCUCAUCUUGACUUGAAGGAUAUCAGGUCACGUCUAGCGGUCAUUCCACAAGAUCCCUUUUUGUUCAGUGGCUCUGUGAGAGAAAACCUGGAUCCUACAAAUCGAUUUCGAGACAGGGAGUUGUGGACUGUUUUAGAGCGAUGUCAUUUAGCAGAAGCCGUGGUACAGCUUGGGGGGCUGGACUCAGAUGUGGCUGAAAAAGGAAAACACUUUUCUGUUGGACAACGACAGCUCCUGUGUCUAGCCAGAGCUCUUCUUACUCAGGCUAAGGUGUUGUGUAUAGAUGAGGCUACAGCUAGUGUGGACCUGGAGACAGACAGUCUGAUUCAGGAGACAAUAAGGGAGGCAUUCAAGGACAGCACAGUGCUGACGAUAGCUCACCGCAUCAACACCAUUCUCGACAGUGACAGAGUGCUCGUCAUGAGCGAAGGUCAGGCUCUGGAGUUUGCUCCUCCUGGGGUUCUCCUUCAGAAGACUAACUCUUUAUUUCACCAGCUUGUGCAUGGGAGAAACUGAAUGCUUGGUCAUUUGCACUGCCAUUUUAUAUCAGAGAAACUGAAUGCUCAGUCAUUUGCACUGCCAUUUUAUAUCAGAGAAACUGAAUGCUCAGUCAUUUGCACUGCCAUUUUAUAUGAGAGAAACUGAAUGCUUGGUCAUUUGCACUGACAUUUUAUAUGGGAGAAACUGAAUGCUAGGUCAUUUGUACUGGCAUUUUAUAUGGGAGAAACUGAAUGCUCAGAUAUUUGCACUGACAUUUUAUAUGAGAGAAACUGAAUGCUUGGUCAUUUGCACUGGAUUCUAUAUAGGGGCACUGACAUUUGGGAGUCUUAAGAGUCCUGUUAUGGAGCAACAGGAAAAUAUAUAAUGUGGUAUGGAAAACAAAAGAGGUGUGAUUGAGGAGGGCCAUGGUCCCUACCAUGACCAUCCCACCCCACCCCGGCUAUGCCAAUGCUUAUUUGUGACAAUCUGUGGGGCCUUGUUUUAUGUUGUUCUAUUGUGUGAAAGUAAAUGUGAUGACUUUUAUAUAAUUAAAUAAGCAUUGAGUAUUCUGA
This is a messenger RNA of Gigantopelta aegis, 5552 nucleotides long. Its product is annotated as ATP-binding cassette sub-family C member 10-like. The coding region runs from base 367 to 5016 and encodes 1549 amino acids. NCBI's taxonomy places the organism in Eukaryota, Metazoa, Mollusca, Gastropoda, Neomphalida, Peltospiridae. Gene Ontology annotation, molecular function: ATP hydrolysis activity; ABC-type transporter activity; ATP binding. Gene Ontology annotation, biological process: transmembrane transport. Gene Ontology annotation, cellular component: membrane. The record is from RefSeq and is a predicted model, not a curated record. The transcript has 18 exons.